Molecule: messenger RNA, 957 nt
Organism: Sugiyamaella lignohabitans
Lineage: Eukaryota; Fungi; Ascomycota; Dipodascomycetes; Dipodascales; Trichomonascaceae
Gene: cwf15
Product: complexed with Cdc5 protein Cwf15
Exons: 1
Coding region: 1-957 (318 amino acids)
Biological process (GO): mRNA cis splicing, via spliceosome
Cellular component (GO): catalytic step 2 spliceosome
Molecular function (GO): RNA binding
Source: RefSeq, a predicted model, not a curated record
AUGACUACGGCUCAUAGACCUACGUUUGACCCUGCGAGGGGUCAGAAGAAUACCCAGAUCUCGGGGUCGAUUGUGCACACGCGAAUGCUGCCAGCACAUACCCAACUGAAGUUCAGGAAAAGGGGCCAAGGUGGUGCUGCUGACGCUGAUGCUCAUGGAACCGAUGGUGGGAAGAGAGAUUUUAAACGAGAGCUUUUACUUGCUGAAAAUGAGUCAAAGCAGAGUAAUGGGAAAAAGCGUGGACUUGUGGAGUACGAUGCUGAAGAAGAGGAGGCUGCUGAUGUUGGGAGCAGUCGAAAACGACGAGAGAUCUCUGAUGGAAGUGUAUCUAAGUCAGUGCCUCUUUUGAAAGGAGAUGAGACUAGUAAUAGUUUACAUAAUGGAGACGAAGAGAAGAAUAACGAAAAUAUUCCUGAAGACGAGUCAGAUAGUGAUGUCGGUGAUACAGAUGGAUACGACAGUAAGGCGAGGAAUGAAGAUGAGGAUGAGGAGUACAGACGUCGGAUCCUCGAAAAAUAUAAGGAUAUCGAUGCUGAUAGUGAUUCUGAUGGCGACGACGAUGAUGAGGAAAAAGAUGAAGACGACGAUGAUGACGAAGAUGAAGAUGACGAUGACGACGAUGAUGACGAAGAGGACGAAACUGUCAUGCUGAUGAGAGAACUAGAAAAGAUUAAAAAAGAAAAGGCAUUAGAAAAGCAACGUUUAGAAGAGAUUGCUGCUCGAAAGGCUGAAGAAGAGCGAGAGCGUGAAAUUGCAUACGGAAAUCCAUUGAUGAACCCAGCCACAAAGGAUGGUAAAGAUUCGUUUGCAGUCAAGCGAAGCUGGAUGGAAGAUACUGUUUUUAAAAAUCAAGCAUCGAGUCUGGCUGCUAACCAGUCUGAGCCGAAGAAGGAACUUAUCAAUGAUCUAUUGAGAUCAGACUUUCAUAAAAAAUUCAUGGACAGGUACAUCAAGUAA